Messenger RNA from Chrysochloris asiatica (Cape golden mole), 5784 nucleotides. RefSeq names its product lactase (gene LCT). Gene Ontology annotation, biological process: carbohydrate metabolic process. NCBI's taxonomy places the organism in Eukaryota, Metazoa, Chordata, Mammalia, Afrosoricida, Chrysochloridae. The transcript is spliced from 17 exons. Gene Ontology annotation, molecular function: beta-glucosidase activity. The record is from RefSeq and is a predicted model, not a curated record. The coding region runs from base 1 to 5784 and encodes 1927 amino acids.
AUGGAGCUGCCUUGGAGAUUAGUUUUCAUUGUCUCCUUAAGUAUUUUGUGCUGGGGGUUAGACCGGGAGUCUGAUAGAAAUUUCAUUUUAGCUGCUGGUCCUCUCACCAAUGACUUGCUGCACAACCUAAGCGACCCACUGAGAAAUCAGGGCUAUGGUGUUGCAGCAGGUGAUGAGGACAUUUAUGUUUGUCACCAGCCACUGCCUGCUUUCCUGCCGGAGUACUUCAGUAGUGUUCGUGCCAGCCAGGUCACCCAUUAUAAAGUAUUUCUGCCAUGGGCACAGCUUCUCCCAUCAGGAAGCUCCCAGAACCCCAGUGAGAAAGCAGUGCGGUGCUACCGGAGCCUCCUGAAGGCUCUGGAAGCCACACAGCUUCAACCCAUGGUCAUCCUGCACCAUGGGAAACUUCCUGCGAACGUGGUCCAGAGCAGCCAAGUCUUUGCUGACCUCUUCGCUGACUAUGCCGCAUUCGCCUUCCACUCCUUUGGGGACCUGGUUGAAAUAUGGUUCACUUUUAGUGACUUGGAGGCGGUGAUAACGGAACUUUCCCUUCAGGAAUCAAGAGCUUCUCGUUUUCAAGCCCUUGCAGACGCACACAGAAAAGCCUAUGAGAUUUACCACAAAAGGUUUGCUCCUCUGGGUGGAAAGCUCUCUGUGGUCCUACCAGCUGAAGAGAUCUCCGAGUUCCUUCUAGAACCAUCCACGUCUGCACUUGCCAAGGACUCGGUCGAUUUCCUCUCUCUUGAUAUGUCUUAUGAAUGCCAAAGCGAGGCAACUUUACCACAGCAGCUGAGUCAAUUACAGACCAUUGAGCCUAAAGUAAAAGUUUUCAUCUUUAACCUAAAACUCCAGGACUGCCCCUCCACAAGGAAGAACCCCGCCAGGUUUCUUUUGAGCCUGCUGGAAGCCAUUAACAAAGACCAAGUGCUCACCAUUGGCUUUGAUAUCAAUGCACUCCUAAACUGUUCAUCAAGUUCCAAGAAAAGUUCUUGUUCCCUGACUAACAGCCAAAUCCUUCAGGCCGAUCAGCAGCAGCAGGACCUUGAGGCGUCAGUUGGUUCCUCUUCUCCUGUCUCCAACUACCAGAAGGUCUGGGAAAUGUAUGCAAACCAGUCCCAAGCAGAGAGGGAUGCUUUCCUAUGGGAUGUUUUUCCUGAAGGCUUUCUCUGGGGAGUCUCCACAGGAGCCUUUAAUGUGGAAGGAGGCUGGGCUGAGGACGGAAGGGGGCCAAGCGUCUGGGACCAUCAUGGACGGCAGGAAGCAGUUGAGGGUCAAGCAACAGUAAAGGUGGCCAGUGACAGUUACCACAAGGUGGACUCUGAUGUGGCCUUGCUUCAUGGCCUCCGAGCUCAGGUUUACAAGUUUUCCAUUUCCUGGUCCCGACUUUUCCCCACUGGGCACAGCAGCAGCCCCAACCCCCGCGGUGUCACCUACUACAACAAACUGAUCGACAGCCUGCUGGACUCUCACAUUGAACCCAUGGUGACCCUGUUCCACUGGGACCUGCCCCAGGCCCUGCAGGAUGGUGGUGGGUGGCAGAAUGAGAGUGUGGUAGAUGCCUUCCUGGACUAUGCAGCCUUCUGCUUCUCCACGUUUGGAGACCGUGUGAAGCUGUGGGUGACCUUCCACGAGCCUUGGGUGAUGAGCUAUGCGGGUUAUGGCACCGGCCAACAUGCACCAGGCAUCUCUGACCCAGGAAUGGCCUCUUUUAAGGUGGCUCACUUGGUCCUCAAGGCUCAUGCCAAAGCUUGGCACUACUACAAUGACCACCAUCGCCUACAGCAGCAGGGGUAUGUGGGCAUUGUGUUGAACUCAGACUGGGCAGAACCUCUGUCCCCAGAGAGUCCUGAGGACCUGAGAGCCUCUGAGCGCUUCUUGGACUUCAUGCUUGGCUGGUUUGCACACCCCAUCUUUGUGGAUGGUGACUACCCAGCUGCCCUGAGAGCCCAGAUCCAACAAAUGAACAAACAGUGCCCAAGUCCUGUGGCCCAGCUCCCUGAGUUCACUGAGACAGAGAAGCAAUUGCUGAAAGGAUCAGCUGACUUUCUGGGUCUGUCCCAUUACACUUCCCGUCUCAUCAGCGAGGCUCAGCAAAACAACUGCCUCGCUAGCUAUGAUGCCAUCGGAGGCUUUGCCCAACAUGUGGACCCUGCAUGGCCUCAGACCUCAGCCCCUUGGAUUCGUGUAGUUCCCUGGGGUAUAAGGAGGCUGUUGAAGUUUGUGUCCUUGGAAUACACAAGAGGAAAAGUUCCAAUCUACCUGGCUGGGAAUGGCAUACCCAUAGAUGAAAGUGAAAAUCUCUUUGACGACUCCUUUAGGGUAGACUGCUUCAAUCAAUACAUCAAUGAGGUACUCAAAGCUAUCAAGGAGGACUCUGUGGAUGUCCGUUCGUUCAUUGUUCGCUCCUUCAUUGAUGGUUUUGAAGGCCCCUCUGGCUAUAGUCGGAGAUUUGGGCUGCACCAUGUCAACUUCAAUGAUAGCAGCAAACCAAGGACUCCCAGGAGAUCUGCCUACUUUUUCACCAGCAUCAUUGAAAAGAACGGUUUCCUCACCAAGGUGGUAAAUAGGGUGUCAUCACCUAUUACACCAAAUGUGCCCCCCAAAAUUAGAGCCUUCACUUUUCCCUCUGAGGUGCCCUCCAACGCGAAAGUAGUUUGGGAAAAGUUCUCAAACCAACCCAAGUUUGAAAGGGAUUUGUUCUACCACGGGAAGUUUCGAGAUGACUUUCUCUGGGGCGUGUCCUCUUCAGCUUAUCAAAUUGAAGGAGCUUGGGAUGCCGAUGGCAAAGGACCCAGCAUUUGGGAUAAUUUUACACACACACCAGGGAACAACGUGAAAGACAAUGCCACUGGAGACGUAGCUUGUGACAGCUAUAACCAGUUGGACGCUGAUCUAAACAUGCUCCGAGCUUUGAAGGUGAAGGCCUAUCGCUUUUCCAUAUCCUGGUCUCGGAUUUUCCCAACUGGAAGAAAUAGUUCUAUCAACAGUCAUGGCGUUGAUUAUUACAAUAGACUGAUCAAUGGGUUGGUGGCAAGCAACAUCUUUCCCAUGGUCACACUGUUCCACUGGGACUUGCCACAAGCUCUCCAGGAUAUUGGAGGCUGGGAUAAUCCUUCCUUAAUUGAGUUGUUUGACAGCUAUGCAGACUUUUGUUUCCAGGCGUUUGGUGACAGAGUUAAGUUCUGGAUGACUUUUAAUCAGCCCAUGUACCAGGCUUGGUUGGGGUAUGGCUCAGGGGAUUUUCCUCCAAAUAUAAAGGACCCAGGCUGGGGACCUUAUAGGAUUGGCCAUGCUGUCAUCAAAGCUCAUGCCAGAGCCUAUCACACUUAUGAUGAGAAGUAUAGGCAGAAGCAGAAAGGGGUGAUUUCAAUAAGUCUCAAUGCACACUGGGUAGAGCCAAAGUCACCGGAAGUGCCCAGAGAUGUGAAAGCAGCUGACCGCGUGCUGCAGUUCUCCCUGGGCUGGUUUGCCCACCCUAUCUUCAGAAAUGGGGACUACCCUGAUGCUAUGAAGUGGACAGUGGGGAACAGGAGUGAACUACAACACCUGGCCACCUCCCGCCUACCAAGCUUCACUGAGGAAGAGAAGAAGUACAUUAGGGCCACAGCCGACGUCUUCUGCCUCAACACCUACUUCUCCAGGAUCGUGCAGCAUAAAACACCGCGGCUAAACCCGCCUUCCUAUGAAGAUGACCAGGAGGCAACCCAGGAGGAGGACCCUUCAUGGCCUUCCACAGCUUUGAGCAGAGCUGUGCCUUGGGGGAUGCGAAGACUGCUGAACUGGGUCAAAGAAGAGUACGGUGAUGUGCCCAUUUACGUCACCGAAAAUGGAGUGGGGCUAACAAAUCCAAAAAUGGAGGACACUGAUAGAAUAUUCUACCAUAAAACCUACAUCAAUGAAGCUUUGAAAGCCUACAGGCUUGAUGGUGUAGACCUUCGAGGAUACAUGGCCUGGUCUCUGAUGGACACCUUUGAAUGGCUGAAUGGCUACUCAGUCAGAUUUGGACUGUACCAUGUUGACUUCAAUGACCUGAACAGGCCUCGAACAGCAAGAGCCUCCAGCAGGUACUACACAGAAGUCAUUACAAACAAUGGCAUGCCACUGCCCAAGGAAGAUGAGUUUGUGUAUGGGCACUUUCCUGAUGGCUUUAUCUGGAGUGCAGCUUCCGCUGCAUAUCAGAUUGAAGGUGCGUGGAGAGAAGAUGGCAAAGGACUCAGCAUUUGGGACACGUUUGCUCACACCCCUCUGAGAGUGGGGAACGAUGACACUGGAGACGUGGCCUGUGACAGUUAUCACAAGAUUCCUCAGGAUGUGGCAGCUCUGCAGAACCUGGGCGUGUCCCACUACCGCUUUUCCAUCUCCUGGACCCGCAUCCUUCCGGAUGGAACCACCAAGUACAUCAACAAAGCAGGCCUGGACUACUACGUGCGGCUCAUUGAUGCCCUGCUGGCUGCCAACAUAAAGCCUCAGGUGACCAUUUACCACUGGGACCUGCCCCAGGCGCUGCAGGAUGUCGGGGGCUGGGAGAAUGAAACCAUUGUCCAGCGGUUUAAAGACUAUGCAGAUGUGCUGUUUGAGAGGCUGGGAGACAAGGUGAAGUUCUGGAUCACGCUGAAUGAGCCCUUUGUCGUUGCUAACCAGGGCUAUGGCUAUGGAACAUCCGCUCCAGGAAUCUCCUUUCGGCCUGGCACUGCACCCUACAUUGUUGGCCACAACUUAAUAAAGGCUCAUGCUGAGGCCUGGCAUCUGUAUAAUGACAAGUACCGUGCCACACAAGGUGGCAUCAUUUCCAUCACCAUCAACAGUGACUGGGCUGAGCCCAGAAACCCUUCCAACCAGGAGGAUGUGGAGGCAGCCAGGAGAUAUGUUCAGUUUAUGGGAGGCUGGUUUGCACAUCCGAUCUUCAAGAAUGGAGAUUACAACGAGGUGAUGAAGACGCGGAUCCGUGCCAGGAGCUUGGCCGCAGGCCUCAGCAAGUCACGGCUCCCUGAAUUUACUGAGAGUGAGAAGCGGAGGAUCAAUGGAACCUAUGACUUUCUGGGAUUCAAUCACUACACCACUAUCCUGGCCUACAACCUCAACUAUGAUUCUUGGAUCUCUUCCUUUGAUGCAGACAGGGGAGUUGCUUCCAUCACAGACAGAUCCUGGCCAGAUUCUGGCUCCUUCUGGCUAAAGAUGACACCUUUUGGCUUCAGGAGGAUCCUAAACUGGUUAAAGGAGGAAUACAACAACCCAGUGAUUUAUAUAACGGAGAACGGAGUGUCUAAGCGGGGAGAAGCAGACCUCAAUGACACUGCGAGGAUCUACUACCUCCGCAGUUACAUCAACGAGAUGCUCAAAGCUGUGCAGGAUAAGGUGGACAUCCGAGGAUAUACAGUUUGGAGUUUGAUGGACAACUUGGAGUGGGCCACAGGCUUUGCCGAAAGGUUUGGGCUGCACUAUGUGAACUUCAGUGACCCUUCUCUGUCAAGAAUCCCCAGAGAAUCCACCAAGCUCUUCGCCUCCAUAACCCGGUGCAAUGGUUUCCCUGACCCUGCUGCUGGGUCUCACCCAUGUCUCCAGCCAGAUGCUGUUCCCACCAUCAGUCCCAUGAGCGAGGAGAAAGUUUGGUUCCUGGGACUAAAACUAGGAAUGGCAGAAGCACAAACAGCUUUGUACAUACUUUUUGCUCUUGUACUUUUUGGAGCUGGUACCGUGGCAUUUCUGUCAUACAAAUCCUCUAAGUGUUCCAAGCAAAAGAAACAGCAAAGUCAACAUGAAUUGAGUCAUUUCUCUUCCUUCUGA